Molecule: messenger RNA, 658 nt
Organism: Heterotrigona itama
Lineage: Eukaryota; Metazoa; Arthropoda; Insecta; Hymenoptera; Apidae
Source: the annotation of a GenBank genome assembly
AAUGUGAAAAUAAAACAAGUAAUAUAAGAAAUAUGUUAUAUUAUAUGUAUAUUUAUUCGAAAUGCAAUUCUUCAUUUAUAAGUCAAUUUAUAUCUCUUGAAUCAACUUAAUACUAGCAUCACGAACAGUUAUUACAAUGGCGUUCAGUUUAGCCGCUUUUUCAUAUAUUGUGGCCUUAAUUAUAGAUGCUUUUUUAAUAAUAUUUGCAAUAUUUCACCUAGUUAUUCCAGAAUAUGGACUACAUAUUUUAAUCAACAUUUUAUUUUUAAUUAGUGGUCAAUGGUUUUCAUUGCUUCUAAAUAUUCCAUUAAUAAUGUAUCAUUUAUGGCAAUAUUAUCAUAGACCUAUCAUGUCUAAGCCAGGUCUUUAUGAUCCCACUAAUAUAAUGAGUGCUCAAGCUCUUAAAAUUCAUCAAAGAGAAGGAUGGAGUAAACUUACAUUUUAUCUUUUAUCAUUUUUCUAUUACUUAUAUGGUAUGAUUAGUUCAUUGAUUCACUGAGGGAUAGGAAACAUUCUUUAUUAUUUAUCAUCAAACAUCAACAAAUACAUUUAUAAUAUAUCUUUAAUGCUUCACCAGGGUUAUUUUUUUGUUGAAGAGAUUUCUAACUUGUUAAACAUAUUAUAAUUUUUGUAAAAAUAAAAUUUCUUACUCAAAUAA